UUAGCUUUAUAUUAUUUAAUAUACUUAAAUUCUACUUAAUUCUUCUACUUUCCCUAAACUCCGCACUGUUUACUUCCCCCACAUUUGGUCUAUUUGACCGCAAUAGGCAUCAUUUACAGGUUCGUGUUUUACAUACCGAACCUUAUAAACCAGCUGAUCCAUUACCCUGCAGCUCACACGUUAAUGUAUGAUAAAUAACAGAAAGAAGCAACUCGUCACGGACGUUUUCAAGAGUACUCCCAUGGGCUUUUCACCCCACUAGUAUUAAUACCUUAGUAAACUUACGUCUGACACGUCCUUUUCAAUGCAGCAAUGGUGUAUUAAUACAUUGACACAUUGUGGCCUCGUAGUAUCUAGUGUGUCACACCCCUCUUAAUGAGCAAGCACUGACAGUAUCAGGGCGUUGGACGACCUUGAACAGAGCCACACUCCAAUAAAUGGCUUAUAGUGCAUCAUUUCCCGUUCGCGCAUCGUUGUUAAACACGUGCCUCUGACUCACAUAAGUCACACAACAUUGACUAGUCGGGGUGGGCGUGUUGGUUCUGAUGAAACGAAAGCUAAGAUGACAGGGGACUUAAAAGGUAGCUUCCUGAACUGGGUAGUUGAGUGGUAGAGGCUGCACGGAUCACAGGGUGGGGCACCGUGAUGCUAGCAACAGGGAUAGCUUCACUAGCACAACGUGACAUAUGUGGAUUUAUCCACGUCCAGUGAAGUGUCUUGAGGUCGUCGGUGUAACAAACCUAAAUUGCAGCAACCAUGGAGAGGCCGACUGGUGAUGAUGAUGGGGUUCCUUUGCCCGCAGCAGCAGCACGAGGCAAAGGAAGGGGAAUAAGAGGAGGAGGACGAGGAUGGGGAGGAGGAGGAGGAAGAGGAGCAGCAGGGAAAGGAUGGGGAGGAGGAGAAGGAGCAGCAGCAGGAAAAGGGUGGGGAGGAGGAAGAGGGGGAGCAGCAGGGAAAGGAUGGGGAGGAGGAGGAGGAGGAGGAGGAGCAGCAGGGAAAGGAUGGGGAGGAGGAGAAGGAGCAGCAGCAGGAAAUGGGCGGGGAGGAGGAAGAGGAGGAGGAGCAGCAGCAGGGAAAGGAUGGGGAGGAGGAGAAGGAGCAGCAGCAGGAAAUGGGCGGGGAGGAGGAAGAGGAGGAGGAGGAGCAGCAGCAGGAGGAGGAAGGGGAUUCGGAGGAGCAGCUGCUGCAGGAGGAAGAGGAGGAGACUCCACGGGUCGACCUCAUGGCCGUGGACUGGACUUUAAAACCCUAGAGGAGCUCUCUGGAAAUGAUCCGUACGUAGUGGCCAUCGCGCUGUCCGCUCACCCGGCCCUGAAAGAGGUCGUGUCUGCGACCGAAAUGUCGAAGAACUACAUCGAGCUCCUCUGCCUGCUGCUGAGUAAAUCCUUCAAGUCGCAGGCAGACAGGAGCACGCGGCAGCACCUGGCCGGCACCAUAAGAGAUUCCGGUUUCUUCCGCACCGUCCUGCCCCACUACGUGGGGGGCAUGGGGUCAGAGUCCAACGCCAACCGCCUAGGGGACUACCCGCGGCACCUGGAAAACAUCCUGACUAUUCUGUCAGAGGUCCUCAGCUUCUUCCCCGCCGGCUCGGCCCAGGCCGCGAGUAUGCUGCUGACUCUGCUCAAAGCCUCCAUCCUCACCUUGAGGGCGUCGGGGGUGGACAUCCGGCCUCAAACGGAGGAGAGCGUGGAGAAUGUCGAGGGCCUGAUCAAGCACCUCCAGGUGAAAUCCAGGGAGGGAACCCUUCGCUCCAACAAGGACACUUAUGCCCUGCUAACCACUGCAGAUGAAGAAAUGCAACAGGAUUUCCGGGCUAUACCCAUCUACCCGACACCGGAGGAGUUUCAGCAGGAGCAGAGGCCCUUCCUGAGACCUAACCUCACCUCUCAGCGCUACACCAGCACCCACCUCUACCUAGACACGCACUUCCGGCUGCUGAGAGAGGACUUUGUGCGCCCGCUCCGCGAGGGGAUCCAGCAACUGCUUCAGAGCCAGACGGAAAAGGGAGGGGGCGAAGGAGGGCGACAUGGUCACCUGAAAGCCAAGCAGUUUGAUGACAUCAGAGUGUACUUUGACACAAAACUGGUGGUGCCCAAGUGCACCUUGUCCGGCAUGGCUUACAUAAUCCAAUUUGACGUUAAGCCAUUCAAGUUUGUGCGCUGGGAGAACUCCAAGAGGCUGAUCUAUGGUUCCCUGGUCUGCUUGUCGUGUGAUAAUUUUCAGAGCUUCUUGUAUGCCACAGUUUCUGAACGGGAUCCCAAAACCCUGCAGAAGGGACUGGUCACGAUUGCCUUCACCGAAGAGAGCAGAUGGAAGUUGGCCAAGAUUGAGAAUGAUAAGUCGUUCCUAAUGGUUGAGACCACUGCGUACUUUGAGGCUUAUCGCUACGUCCUCGAUGGUCUGAAAGAGCUGAGGGAGGACAACCUGCCCUUCCAGAGGUACAUCGUGGAGUGCAGCAAGGAUGUGCUCUCCCCAGAUUAUCUGCGAAGGAACGACUCUUACGACCUGAAGUCCGUUGCUCACCCCGACCAUAAGUGCAAGGUGAAGCCCUUUCACAGCCUGGCGCCUGACGCCUGGCCAGGAAAGGAGGAGCUGGGCCUGGAUGUGUCUCAGAUGAGAGCCUUCCAGCUGGCCCUCACAAAGGAGCUCACCAUCAUACAGGGACCUCCUGGCACUGGAAAAACCUACGUUGGCCUUAAAAUUGCUCGGGCCCUGUUGACCAAUCAGGCUCUGUGGAGAGAGGCAGGAGACGAAGCUCCAAUGCUGGUAGUGUGUUACACUAACCAUGCCCUGGAUCAGUUCCUUGAGGGUAUUCACACAUUUCUGCCGGAAGGAAUAGUGCGCGUCGGAGGGCGCAGCAACAGCGAGAUCCUGAAGCGCUUCAAUCUGAGGGAGCUGUCCCGCUCGCCUAAGUUCAAACAAAGGCUGCCGUCUCGACUGAGUCGCGUCUACGGUCAGGUUUACAAGGAGCUGUGUGAGGUAGAGCGAUGGAUCCAGAGUCAGGUCACCAAUCUGGAGUGUUCUCUGAAAGGCAUCCUGCGGGAAGGCUUCCUACAGAAUUUCAUCUCACCCAGACACUGGAACAGUCUGCAGCAGAGCCCAUCUAGAGGGGGAGUUUUUCGGGCGCUGGAGGUGAAGAGGAGCAGUCUGAUCAUGGAGUGGUUGGGCUUGAACUCCACCGUCCUCCUGCAGAGGGAGACAGAGAAUGCAAAUGCACGUCCAGCUGCCGAGGAAUCGGGGGACGACCUCAUUGCCAUCGCACACGAGGCAGACCUGAUCCUGGCGGAGCGCUUCGUGGAAGACAACGUCAGUGGCAGAGACGGCGGCAGCACCGCGGACCAGGGGAAGGAUGUCCGAGCCGUGGAGGAGCUGAUGCUGGCCAUGAACCUGGACGAGCACGAAAUCCAGGCUGAUCAGAGCGAGGACGGAUGGGAGGUACAACGGUCCGAGAAGAAAAGGUUGAAGAACCAAAUCAAGGCCGAGCUGAAGAAGACCACCACCAUGACUGAGCUGGAGGAAAGGGCUGUCCUGAAUAUUUGGAGUCUCAGCCAGCCAGACAAAUGGAGACUCUAUCGCUCAUGGGUGGCUCGCUACAGAGAAGAGAUUCGUAACAAAAUCCAAGGGUCCGAGGAGGAGUAUCAGAACGCGGUGGACCGCUUGGCUGAUGUAAAGCGCCACGAGAACAUCUGUCUGCUCAAGGGAGCCAAGGUUAUCGGCAUGACGACGACGGGGGCAGCCAAGUUCCGUAGCGUUCUGCAGAGCGUUUGUCCGCGUAUCGUGAUCGUGGAGGAAGCUGCAGAGGUUCUGGAGGCUCACACCAUCACCACGCUGAGCAAAGAAUGCCAGCACCUCAUCCUCAUCGGAGACCACCAGCAGCUGCGCCCCAGUGCCACAGUGUAUGAACUCGCUAGGAACUUUAACCUGGAGAUGUCCAUGUUUGAGCGGCUGGUGAAGAUGGAACUUCCUUACGUCAGACUCGACUAUCAGCAUCGUAUGAGGCCUGAAAUUGCCUGUCUUCUGACCCCCCACAUCUACGCCGAGCUGGAAAACCAUCCAUCGGUUUUUGAGUAUGAAAACAUCAAGGGCCUAGAUACCAAUUUAUUCUUCGUGGAGCAUGAAAACCUAGAAGAAGAGAUCAAAGAAGGGAAAAGCCAUCAGAACCAACAUGAAGCACAGUUUGUAGUCGCUCUUUGUCGCUAUCUCAUCCUUCAGGGGUACAAACCAGAGCAAAUUACCAUCCUCACAACCUACACCGGGCAGCUCUACUGCCUGCGCAACCUCAUGCCUGCCAGCCAGUUCGCCGGGGUCAAAGUUCACGUCGUGGACAAAUACCAGGGAGAAGAGAACGACAUUGUUUUGCUGUCUCUGGUCCGCAGCAACCGGCAGGGUAAAGCUGGCUUUUUAAGCAUUCCCAAUCGCGUCUGUGUCGCCUUGUCUCGGGCCAAGAAAGGCCUCUACUGUAUUGCCAACUGCUCAAUGCUGGGCCAGGUCAAACUCUGGGGGAACAUCUUCCAAACCUUGAGGGAAAAGGCUCAGAUUGGAAACGCCCUGACGCUAUGCUGCCAGAAUCAUCCCGACCGACGCGUGAAGGCGUCUCACGCCGCCGAUUUCAAACUGGCGCCCGAGGGAGGCUGCACGAAGCCCUGCGAGUUCCGCCUGGAUUGUGGCCACGUCUGCUCACGGCUGUGCCACCCCUGCGACCCGGAGCACAAGGAGUACCGCUGUGUCAAGAAGUGCGAGAAGGUCCUGUGCGAUCUGGGACACAAGUGCCCGCUCGCGUGCUUCGAAAAGUGCCCCAAGUGCGCGGUGCGGGUGGAGAAGGUCGUGCCGCGGUGCGAGCACGCCCAGAUGGUCCCGUGCCAUCAGGACCCGGAGACGUUCUCGUGCCGGGAGCCUUGCGAGAAGCUGCUUGAAUGCGGCCACCCGUGCGGCGCGCUGUGCGGAGAGCCGUGCACCCCUCUGUGCCGGGUGAAGGUCCCCUUACAGCUCAGGUGCGGCCACGGCCAACUGGACGCGUGUUUUUACAAGACACACCCACUCGAGCCCGAAUGCAGGGCUCCUUGCAAGAAGGAGCUCAAGUGCGGCCACGCCUGCAGCGGGAGCUGCGGCCGCUGCUUCCAGGGCCGCUACCACUCCGCGUGCCGCCAGCGCUGCGAGCGCCUCCUGAUCUGCUCCCACAAGUGCCAGGAGCCGUGCCCCGUGGCCUGCCCGCCCUGCCGGAAGCCGUGCGAGAACCGCUGCGUGCACAGCAAGUGCACCAAGCCGUGCGGCCUGCCCUGCGCCCCGUGCAUCGAGCCCUGCGCCUGGCAGUGCCCCCACCACCGCUGCGGCAAGCUCUGCCACGAGCCGUGCGACCGGCCGCCGUGCGACCGACCCUGCGCCAAGGCCCUGGACUGCGGCCACCCGUGCAUCGGCCUGUGCGGGGACAAGUGUCCGGGGAAAUGUCGCGUCUGUGACCGCGACGAGGUCACGGAGAUUUUCUUCGGCACGGAGGACGAGCCCGAGGCGCACUUCAUCCAGCUGGAGGACUGCGGCCACCUCGUGGAGUACACCGCCAUGGACCACUUCAUGGGGAUGGACGCCGACCAGGCGGCAAAGAACGGCGAGGAGGUGGCCAUUAAACUGAAGGAAUGUCCCAAGUGUAAAUGUCCAAUCCGCAAGAAUCUCCGCUACGGAUCUCACAUCAACAGCCGCCUCGCUGAGAUCGAGAUGGUGAAGGUAAAGAUAAGCGGACGCGAGGCAGAUAUCGAUAAGCAAAGGCGGGCCCUUCAAAGGCGGUGUGCGGAGAACCAUCACCUCCAUGAAUUUCAGUGCCAUCUGGAUGAUUUGCAAAUCCCCGACAAACUGGAAGAAAAGCACCUCACAGCAAAGGACCUGUGGAUCCUGGAGAACAGGAUCGAGUUCCUCCUAAGAGUUGCAAAGCUGAAAAAGGUCCAAAGGGAAAAAUUGCCGGCAAUCCAGAGCCUCCCGUUCGGAGAGCGCGUCGAGGAAUUCUUGCAGUGGCUGAAUCACCGGAGCCAAAGUUUCACGGAGCAGCAGGUGUUUGACCUGCAGAGAGAGCUACAGAGAAUCACCUCGCUGGCCGAACUCAACCUCCGUUGCCAGGAGGCACAAGCGAGAGGGCAACGCAACGCAAUACAAGCCGAGGUUCAAGCAACGACGGCCGUCUUGGAGAAGCGAGGCCAGUUCACGGAGCAAGACGAGGAGCGCGUGAGGGAAGCCAUGGAGCGGCUCGGCGAGAAGCUCCCGCGCACGGGCCUGGGCAUCGGCGAGGAGGAGAGGAAGAUGAUCGUCUCGGCGAUGAAGAUGCAGCCCGGCCACUGGUUCAAGUGUCCCGGCGGCCACGUUUACGCCAUCACCGAGUGCGGAGGCGCCAUGGAGAGCCGCGACUGCCCGGACUGCAAGGCCCCCAUCGGCGGGGCCAAUCACAGUCUGGCGAGCGGCAACCAAGUGGCCUCGGAGAUGGACGGCGCGCAGCACGCCGCCUGGUCCGAGGCCAGCAACCUCGCCAACUUCGGUCAGCUGGACCUCUGAGAGUCGUCCAUUCGCUACAGCUGAAGAGGAAAUGGGUUCAGAUUUUACUGUUGGGGAGGCCGUUCUUUUCUUCUUUUUUUUUUACUCAGGGGAUUUUUAGUUUAGUACCAUCCCAGUUUUUUUUUUUUCGUCUUCCACAUUUCCUGGUUCAGGUAGUGGUUUCAAUAAAAAAAUUGCUUUGCUGCAUUUAUUCAAUGCUCCUUGUGUAAGUAACAGUUGUCUUGCUCAACAAUAGGUGGCAGUAAAACACUGUUAAAGAAAAUUUUAGAGCAACAGCAGUUUUGAAGCUUGUGCAAAUGGAAUAAAACGGUGUGAAUCCAUUUGUCCGUUCUUGUCUUA
This is a messenger RNA of Pungitius pungitius (ninespine stickleback), 6873 nucleotides long. It is a transcript of the gene znfx1, whose product is annotated as zinc finger, NFX1-type containing 1. Gene Ontology annotation, biological process: regulatory ncRNA-mediated heterochromatin formation. The transcript has 19 exons. NCBI's taxonomy places the organism in Eukaryota, Metazoa, Chordata, Actinopteri, Perciformes, Gasterosteidae. The record is from RefSeq and is a predicted model, not a curated record. Gene Ontology annotation, molecular function: helicase activity; zinc ion binding. Gene Ontology annotation, cellular component: nucleus; nuclear RNA-directed RNA polymerase complex. The coding region runs from base 757 to 6534 and encodes 1925 amino acids.